AUGGCGGAAGGGCUGUGUUCCGCAGCCAUGCAUCUGAUCGUGCGCGCCGCCCGUAACAGCCGAAUCAAUCCAACUACCACGAGUCCCCCAGCUGUUGCCGCUGCUCUUUCCACCUCAGGCACCACCUCGUUGGCAAUUCCCGCCCGAAUUUUCCGUCGCUGCUUCUCUCUACCGGACCCGGCGACUUCCCCGUGCUCUGCCGUCUUCCACUCCUCAUCUGCCUGCCUUGCGUCAGCGUUACCGGCAUCGUCAUCGUUAUCCUCUGCAGCAGGAUCGUCUCUCGGUGCUGCCGCCCGUGGAUUUUUCCCGUCGUUCCAGACCCUCGCUGCUGCAAAUUCCCCUCUCGCCGCGACUGCCGCAACAGCAGCGGCGGCGGCAACGGCAGCGCGCUGCGGUUCAACAGCGGUCGGUGUUGGAGCGAGAGCGGUCGGCGGACUGCCCUUGGGAGUGACGACGAGAGCGCCUUCCGUCUCGCUGCCCGCAGGCGCAGCUGCUGCAGCCACGGCGACCGUUUCCGCGCGAGCCACGGCGGCGGCUGCGGCGCGGGUUACGGCGACGGCGGCCGCAGCGGCGCCGUUUGCGCGCUCGGCGGCGGGGCUGCUGCACGUGGCGCGCUCCGUGCUGUCGCUUAUGGGCGCGGGACUCACGGCGCUCGCCGCCACGCAGCUGCUCCCGGGCGCCACCGUGCACGCUAGCGAGCGCCCGUCGUACUCUCACGGCGUGCUGCACGUCCCUCCCGCGGCGGCCCACGCGGCAUCAGCGAGCGUCUCCGCCGCGCGCCUCGAGUCUACUAACCCCGCCACAGCUUCCCCCGCAGCUUCCUCCGCCGCCGCGACGCAGGGACGAGAGGAGCGUGGGCGGGAGAGCGAAUGGGUGGAAACGAGGGAUGUGGGCGAGCGACACGAUGGGUGGACGAUAGUGGGGGGGGUGGGCGGGAUGAGAGCGGAAUGGAGAGAUGGGGCGGAGGGGACGGAGAGAGAGGUGGGGGGAGUAGAGGGGAGGGGAGACGAGGCAGGAAGCGGGUGGGAGCUGGUAGCAGAGGUAGGGAGAGGGAAAGGGGUGGAGAGAGGGGUGGAAAGAAGGAUGGAGAGAGGGGAGGAAGGCGGGAUGGCAGAGCGGCGGGCAGGUGAGUCGGGAGCAGCAGUGUGCGCGCCAUGCUCUACCUCCUCGUCCCUCGCCUCCUCCUCCGCUGCUUCUGCCUCCCCCUGCUCCCCACUGCGCCCCAUGGCUCCUCCCCGUCGCUCCAAACGCGCCGAUGAGCGCGGUCAAUGCACCACACAGCACACGCGCUGCGCACACGCUGCAUACGAGACUGCACAGGAGAUGGCACAGGAAACCGCACUCACAGCGCACACCACGACAGGUGGUGGUGAACAACAGAAUGAGCUGCAGCAUACGCAGUCCCGAGAGAUCCUUCCCCGAGCCUCUCCCAGACAAGUUCCCCGUGUGACAAGUUCCCAGAGCCUCUCCCAGAGCCUCUCCCAGAGCUUCUCUGCACAUGCCACAGUCGCCGUCACCUCCUCCUCCUCUUCUGCAAGGCCUGUGGAAGGGGGCUCUGUGGUGAGUGCGCCGCUUGCUCCUGCUCCACCUGCAAGUCUCUCUCUUGAUUUCACGCAUGUACCUGCUUCAGGCGCUGCACAUGCGUCUGCAGCGCGUGUGGGGCCCUGGAACGAGCAGCAGCAGCAGCAGCAGCAGCAGCAGCAGCAGCAGCAGCAGCAGCAGCAGCAGCAACAGCAGCAGCAGCAGCAACAGCAUCUUGAACAGAACAAGCGGGUGGAGAAGCAUACACAUAGUCCCACCCAUGUACAUAGGCAUCAGUCACAAGAGAACCAGCAUGCUGCACAUGCUCGUGCACAUGGGCAUGGGCACGCAUAUGAGCUUCUGUCUUCACCCGCAGAAGCAGCAGCAGUGGCAGAGGCGCUGUGUCACUCGCAGUCGCGGGCGAGGGAGGCAGAGCAGGCAGCGGCAGAGGCGGAGAGCAGGCAGCAGUGGCUGGAGCGGCUGUUCUGGCACGAGUGCACGCGCUCACACUCCUUCCACCAGUGGGCGCACAUGCUGCAGCUGCAGGUGGAGCGGGACCAGCUGCUCAUGCUGCUAGGCGCUGAGGCUGCAGCAGCAGCAGCAGGUGGGCAGGGGAUCAGCGAUACGUGCCGCAGGGAGGUGUGGGGCUCGCAUUGUGCUGAUGAUUGUUGUGCAUCUGAGCCAUGCGCUGCUGGAGAAGCAGCUCCUGGUGACAGGAUGGCGGAGUUUCUUCUCUCUGGAAGAACCGUUAGCAGCACACAAGUGCAGCGCCAUCAGCAGCCGCUUCACUUUCACCAGCACGGUUAUGAGCAGGGUUUUGAGCAAUCAGAUCAGUACCCGUACCAGUACCACCACCAUCAGCAGCACCACCAGGACCAUCAGGAAGAGCAUCUGGAGCAAGCGAAAAGCAGUGCCAGCCAAAAUGAACCUCCACACCCACCCUCCCAGCCCUUCCUGCCCUUCUCGCUCUUCUCAUCGCUCUUGCCCUCCUCGCCCCUCUCCCGCUACCUGCUCCUGGGUGUUGCCUUCACUCUGGGGCUUGGUUUUGCUGGUGCUGCCUUUCUUCUGGGCUGGCGAUUGGGCGUGGUGGUGGUUGUGCAGAGGCGGAGUGGACAAGAGACGACGCCCGCAGGGACGGGGGCUGCCGGUGCAGCACCAACAGCGACAGCGCCGCAGAGCAAACUGCCUGCGUCGCCCGACAAAGCCUCUUCGUCUUCGCUGUCGCCGCCGCCGACGGCUUCUCCACUGCCGUCAUCCACGCUGGCAACGGGCAGCUGCGUGAAACAGGCGGCAGUGGCGGCGGCGAGGGAGGGCGCGGUGAUAUACAUCAAGGCGGGGCGGUACGAGGAGCAGGUGCGAGUCGGCGUGCGACGGCUCACGCUGCUAGGCGACGGGCCCAGUCGCACGAUUCUGUCGUUCAACCGCAGCCAGGCUGGGCACGGAGCGUCGCUCACUGAUUCGGCCGUGCUAGGAGUGCAGAUGUCGGGGUUUGUAGCGAUGGGGAUAGCAGUGGAGAACACGGCAGGGGUGGCUGGCAUGCAGGCAGUGGCGCUGCUCGUCAAUGCGGACCGCUCCGCAUUCUACCAGUGCAGAUUCUCGGGCUAUCAGGACACGGUGUUUGCAUGGGGCAAGCGGCAGUACUUCGUGAAUUGCACCAUAGAGGGCAGCGUGGACUUUAUAUUCGGCUAUGCCUCUGCCGUGUUUGACCGCUGCCGCCUGCGCGUGCGCAAGGGCCGCAACCAGAGCUACAUUGCAGCCUCGGGCCGAGCCUUGGCAAACGAUACGGGUGGCUUUGUGUUCAUCGAUUCAAGAGUGGAAACCGCUGGAGCGACCCGAAUAGCUCUCGCACGGCCGUGGGGGAUGUGCGCCCGCACGAUCUACAUCCGGACGUAUCUUGACUCGAGCAUCAUGAAUGAAGGGUGGGAGGCCUGGCACAACCGCAUCAACAGCCGCACUCCCUACUUUGCAGAGUUCCAUGGGCCUGGGUCGCGGCCAAAGAUGCGGCCUUCGUGGGUGCAGCCAGGGCAGAUCUCACCAGUAGUGGGCCUCCAGGUUUCUCCCUAA
Molecule: messenger RNA, 3585 nt
Organism: Closterium sp. Naga37s-1
Lineage: Eukaryota; Viridiplantae; Streptophyta; Zygnematophyceae; Desmidiales; Closteriaceae
Source: the annotation of a GenBank genome assembly